AUGCGUGUCCUCAAUAUAGAUGACGAUACCACAACGGGGGACGUUAGCCUGGACGGCACCGUGGACUUGCUGAAGCUCCUUCAAUGGUACUCCACCUACAGCUUUCAGGAGGAGCUGAUCCUCUCUGCGGAUAUGAGGGACCUCCGACGCCUAAGCCGCCAGUAUGGAGUCCCCUGGGAGGAGGUGGACAACGUCAAGCGUCAGUUCGAUGCCGUGGACGAGGAUGGCUCAGGCGACAUCAGCUUGCAGGAGUUCAGCGACGUCCUGCGGCGAGUUCUCCAGGUUCCUCCGAACCUCGAGCUGCCAGCGAAUCGCGUCAGGUACUUCUGGCAGGAGCUGGACCACGAUGGAAAUGGGAAGGCCGACUUCACCGAGUUCCUUCCCUGGUGGCUCAAGUACUUCCACAACAAGGAGGGCCGAAAGAUGUUGGUGAAGCCAUUCGAGGACUUUUAUCGCAAUGUCCGCAGCCUGAAGAAUCCGGAUCCGCCACCAUACCGGCAAGGGGAGAAGAUCGUGACUACUUCGGCUGGCACUCAGCCGACGCAGCCGACUCCCCAACACCUACGGCGGGAGUCCAGCAUCUAUUCUCAAGGUGCUUCCAUUGCCUCCGGGGGUCCGGCCCGUGAAGGUUCCAUCCUCUCGUGCUGA
Messenger RNA from Symbiodinium natans, 648 nucleotides. Lineage: Eukaryota; Dinophyceae; Suessiales; Symbiodiniaceae. The record is from the annotation of a GenBank genome assembly.